GAUGAAGUGGGGGUUGAGAUGUAGUGGGGGUGGGGCUCCACCAGCAACACAUGCCAUGAUAUAACAAGGACAAGGCAGUAUUAAGGGAGGGCUGUAUUCUCCACACUACUGCAUCCUGUUCAUUCACUGAUUCAUUCGGCUGUUGUCACUUGGAGAGGCAUUUUACCAGGCAUUUUAACUUCAACAAAUCAAAAUCACGGAUUAGGAGUAUGAUUUUAGGGCUCAUCACUUCUGAAAAAUCUUCUAUGGAAAAACAAGGAAACCAAUUCAUAGGUGGGACAAAGUUCAGCCAGAGGGAUACCUUUAGAGAAUCCUGAUCUCUAAUAUUUCUGUCCUAAACUGCUCCAAUAAAGAUUUUGGAGGAGCCUCUUGUCCUGUCUGCAUUAAGAAGCCACUCUUCAUUAUAUUGAUCGAAAUCAUUCUGGAAAAUGGUUGGAUUUGGACCUGCGGAUGUGCCUCCAUCAGCAGCUGUGAAGUUUGUGGGAGCAGGAACUGCAGGCUGCAUAGCUGACCUGCUCACCUUUCCCCUGGACACAGCCAAAGUGCGGCUGCAGAUCCAAGGAGAGGCCAGAGCUUCCGCAGCUACAGGGAAAAAGUCUGCAGUGAAGUAUCGUGGAGUGUUUGGCACCAUCACCACCAUGGUGCGUACAGAGGGGCCAAGGAGCCUUUACAGUGGACUGGUGGCAGGACUCCAAAGGCAGAUGAGCUUCUCCUCUGUGCGCAUUGGUCUCUACGACUCUGUUAAACAGUUCUACACUAAAGGCUCCGAUCAUGUUGGUAUCGGCAGUCGGCUGCUUGCGGGAUCUACCACCGGUGCCAUGGCGGUUGCUUUUGCUCAGCCUACAGAUGUGGUGAAAGUUCGCUUCCAGGCACAGGCCCAGUCUCCUGGGCAUGCCAGACGCUACUGUGGCACCAUUGAUGCUUACAAGACCAUUGCUAAAGAAGAAGGCAUUCGUGGUCUGUGGAAAGGUACAGCUCCAAACAUCGCACGGAAUGCCAUUGUUAACUGCACUGAACUGGUGACAUAUGAUUUUAUCAAAGACACACUCCUUAAGUCCACUCCCCUGACAGAUAACCUGCCCUGCCACUUUGUAUCAGCCUUUGGUGCAGGAUUGUGCACGACAGUGAUUGCCUCUCCAGUUGACGUGAUCAAAACAAGAUAUAUGAACGCUGCUCUUGGCCAGUACAACAGUGUCCUCAAUUGUGCUGCUGCCAUGAUGACCAAAGAGGGACCGCUUGCAUUUUAUAAGGGGUUCAUGCCAUCUUUCUUACGCCUGGGCUCCUGGAACGUGGUGAUGUUUGUGACCUACGAGCAGCUGAAACGAGCCAUGAUGGCAGCGAAUCACAACUGCACAACUAUGCUGUAGUCAUUAUUGUCGGUCAGAACGCUGAUGUUGCAGCACAGUGGUGUUGUUUAAAAAAAAAAAAAUCUUCACUUUUGUUGCAUCCUAGUGUAUAUUUUAUAUUUCAAGUAUCAACGUUAAACAAAUUGUGUUGACACCUCUAUCUCUCUCUCAUGACCACGUUAAGUCAAAGGACAGCAACACAUGUAUUAGAAAGUGAUCAAUAUUUAAGCUAGAGCUUGUUUGAUCAGAUGCUUCCUCUCGGCGGAGAGCUUCUCAGGAAACUGGAUGUCAAAAGUAAUGACGAGGUUUCCUCUCUGGGAAGGAUCCUGGGACAGCGGCAUUCCCUCUCUGGUCACCACUUUGUUGUACGCAGGACUGAUGUGUUGAGAUAAACAAAUCAGAGACAGGAAGAUGGUAAUUGAUGCAGAUGAUGCACAAACCCCAAAAGAUAUCCUUUUAGAAAUGUCUCUGUUUAAGUGUACUGUUUUAUAUAAAGUGUUAAAUUUGUUAUGAUAAUCUCUUACUUGCUUUUAUCUUAAUGUUUAAAUCAUGAAUUCAGCUUUUAGAGUAUCAGAGAUUAAAGUCAAAUUACAGUAUUAUACAUGGAUGCUAUUUAGUAUUUGGCCCCAAUAUAGGAAAGCGCUUACUGUACAAUGUCAUUGAAGGGAAUACUGAUUAGCCUGCCAUCUAGUGUCUCCACGUCCACAGAGAACCCAGUCAAGGCCUGUGGGAAAGGUUAAGUGCUUAUUCUACUUAAACCAAAUCAAGUAUAACUAAUAAUUAAAUUUUUUUUAAAUUUAUUUAAUUAUUCUGGCUCACAUUAACAUGACUCACCAUCUCCAGAGUGAUCUGGGCCUUGUAGAUCAGGUCAUUGUGUUGUCUUACGAACAGGGGGUGACUCUUCUGUCGCACCAUGAACACUAUAUCUGCAGGGAUGUUGUUUGGUCCCUUAAGGUAAAAUACAGCAAGAUGAGUACCAUGCAGUUAGGCUCUUUCCCUAAAACAUGGCUAUGUAAUAAGUUGUUACUAUGCAUAGUUUGUUCAAGAAUAGCUUUGUGCACAUACUUUGUUUUGAGAGAAAAAUUACCAAAUCCUAUCAAGCAUAACAAAAGAGGUAAGGGAAACAAAUAAUUGUUCUCCCUCAUUACUAUGUGGUUUUAUUCAUAUAAGCAUGUGUGAGCACACUGAAAGAGAACCGCUGAGGCCACCUACUGGUGGAAAAGCAGAGGACCCAGUGGAAAGUAUAACCCUUCAUAAAUACUGUAAGUUAUUGAAUGCACUUUGAGAAUUUCCCCAAAAUAUUACCCGUUUACAUGAAAGCAUUACUUUCUCUUAUCUUUCCCUGGUUCAAAACGGCCUAGUCCUGCAUUCUGUGGUCAACAACUCGAGCAGAUUUUCAGUCAUGUUUCAUCAAUAUCAUCUCACACACUUAUCCAUCAAACAUAAUUACAAUAUACAUUCAGACUUGUUCAAAAACUACAUUCAGUAUUAAGCAAAUUAUUAAUUCCUUUGAUGGUGUAUCCCCUAUGAUCCCAAGCAUUUACCCUUCUCUAACAGAGAUGCCUACAAAUGUUACUCCUCUCGAUAUUCCUUAUGCUUAUGAUAAUCCAACAUACAUUUGCACAAAGUUGCACUAUUAGUGUCUAAAAUGUAUAUACUAGAUGCUGUAAGCUAUAGUGUAAUCUGUUGUGUAUUUAUGUGCGUUUUAUACAUGUAUCUGUUUUUAUACUUUAUGUCUGCAGCGAUACAAAUUGCCCUCUGGGAAAAAUAAUAAAUUGAUUGAUUGAUUGA
Molecule: messenger RNA, 3137 nt
Organism: Perca fluviatilis (European perch)
Lineage: Eukaryota; Metazoa; Chordata; Actinopteri; Perciformes; Percidae
Gene: ucp2
Product: uncoupling protein 2
Exons: 8
Coding region: 429-1367 (312 amino acids)
Biological process (GO): mitochondrial transport; response to cold; mitochondrial transmembrane transport
Cellular component (GO): mitochondrial membrane
Molecular function (GO): oxidative phosphorylation uncoupler activity
Source: RefSeq, a predicted model, not a curated record